Serendipita indica DSM 11827 is the source of this 483-nucleotide messenger RNA. The record is from the annotation of a GenBank genome assembly. Lineage: Eukaryota; Fungi; Basidiomycota; Agaricomycetes; Sebacinales; Serendipitaceae.
AUGGCUCUACCAACUCCCUCGGAAAACGAAGGUAGCCAUAAUCUUGAUUAUCAACGAGGCGAUACCGUUUGGCUACUUGCGGAUCACUUCUUCAAGCCUGCAAGGCAGUUGCCAUCACUUCUUGUCGAGCUCUGGCUUCAAAUUUUUCGACUCCAUCUUGGGCCAUCAAUUACAAACUUGUCACGAGACUCAUUCUCCAGCUACGCUCACUGCAUCUUCCUCCAUAGGGGAGACGCUGCACGCAUAUAUCGCAAGAAAGAGCAGAUUCGAAGUGUCCUGCGUCGUGUAUGCCAUGCAUGGAAGAUGCUCGCUGAUGACCUGGACGACGCCGUUCUGAUGAGCCAUUUGGACGAGAUUGAUUGGCCUCCUGGCCGUUCAAAACCCCAAGCAAAAGCUAUAUACUAUCUUUCCAGUGGGUUUUAUCCUCUUCAUAAAGAUCCCGUCAAGUCUUACCGCGAGGCCAACGGGAAAAUCUAUAAUUAA